Messenger RNA from Gambusia affinis (western mosquitofish), 1482 nucleotides. RefSeq names its product nucleosome assembly protein 1-like 4a (gene nap1l4a). Gene Ontology annotation, molecular function: histone binding; chromatin binding. Gene Ontology annotation, biological process: nucleosome assembly. Bases 148 to 1230 code for a protein of 360 amino acids. The record is from RefSeq and is a predicted model, not a curated record. Gene Ontology annotation, cellular component: nucleus; chromatin. Lineage: Eukaryota; Metazoa; Chordata; Actinopteri; Cyprinodontiformes; Poeciliidae. The transcript is spliced from 14 exons.
UGCAGCACAACUCUCACUUUCACCAAUUGUCCAAUGAGAUUGGGGGAUACUGGGAAGCGUGUGUUUCUUGCUCGUGGUGCUAGCACCGUAGACGCGUGAGCGAGGAGACUAGCUUGAUAAAGAGGAAGGCAGUGACACUUGGUCAUCAUGGAUGCAAGUAAAGGUAAAGGGGAUGAAACAAUGCCAAAUCCAGGUGGUCAGAUGGGCAAACCUGUCGGAUUCCCCUUUUUGGAAAACAUGCUUCCCAAAGCAGUGAAGAGGCGAGUGCACGCCUUAAAGAGACUACAGGAACAAUGUGCUCACAUUGAGGCCAAAUUCUACGAAGAGGUUCACGAGCUAGAGAGAAAGUAUGCAACUCUAUAUCAGCCACUAUUUGACAAGAGAAGAGAGAUUGUCACAGGAGCAGUCGAACCCACAGAUGAGGAGUGUGAAUGGCCUACUGAUGAGGAUGAAGAGGAGGAGCUUGCUGAGGAAGUAAAGGAAAAGGCUACCAUUGAGGAUGUAAAGAAGGAGGAAGCCACACCAGAAGAAAACCCAAAAGGCAUCCCCGACUUCUGGCUCACCAUUUUCAAGAGUGUUGACAUGCUCAGUGACAUGGUGCAGGAACAUGAUGAACCCAUCCUAAAGCACCUGAGAGAUAUUCAAGUAAAGUUUUCUGAACCAGGACAGCCAAUGAGCUUUACAUUAGAGUUCCACUUUGAGCCCAAUGGCUAUUUCAACAACGCAGUCCUUACUAAAGUCUACAAGAUGAAAUCAGAGCCUGAAACAUCAGAUCCUUUCUCAUUUGAGGGCCCAGAGAUCAUUGACUGUGAAGGAUGUCAGAUAGAUUGGCACAGGGGGAAGGAUGUGACGGUGAAAAUUAUAAAGAAGAAGCAGAAGCAUAAAGGUCGCGGCACGGUCCGCACCGUUACCAAACAGGUUCCCAAUGACUCGUUCUUCAACUUUUUUAAUCCUGUCAAAGCUUCAUCAGACGGAGAAAUGGAUGAAGACUCUGAGUUCAACCUAGCCACAGACUUUGAGAUCGGUCAUUUCUUCCGUGAGAGAAUAGUUCCCAGAGCAGUGCUUUACUUUACUGGCGAGGCUCUGGAAGACGACGAGAGCUUUGAAGAGGAGGAACUGGAAGAGGGAGAUGAAGAGGAUCAAGAUGAGGAGGGUGAUGACGAUGACGAAGAGGGAGAUACCGACCCCAAGAAAGAACAGCCUCAACCUGCCGAAUGCAAGCAGCAGUAACCGUGACGAUCAGGGGAAGUGGAGACCUGCUGCCCAUAAAAUCUGUCCUCGGCCUGUCCAUCUGACCUCCUACUGCUGCAGGCUCCACCCUUUUACAAACUCUCAUCGGAACGCAAUAGAACCCAAACCUAUGUUUUUACUAUGUGCAUGACUUCUUUUUCUACAGUCUUGCAGCAUCUCACCCUGUUCAUUUGGCUUCAUUUGUCAUCACAGCCAGAAUCAACUCUUAAUAAAUUACCAUGGUAUCACAUA